Molecule: messenger RNA, 3809 nt
Organism: Helianthus annuus (common sunflower)
Lineage: Eukaryota; Viridiplantae; Streptophyta; Magnoliopsida; Asterales; Asteraceae
Product: cellulose synthase A catalytic subunit 5 [UDP-forming]
Exons: 15
Coding region: 300-3593 (1097 amino acids)
Biological process (GO): cellulose biosynthetic process; plant-type primary cell wall biogenesis
Cellular component (GO): trans-Golgi network; plasma membrane
Molecular function (GO): cellulose synthase (UDP-forming) activity
Source: RefSeq, a predicted model, not a curated record
AAACCUUAAAACUGUUAUACAGCAGAAAGUGAAUGCGAGCUUUAAAGUCCUGAAACCCCACCACCAUCAUCUUCAAGAUUCAACCAAAAAUACCAUCUUCAUUUUACCAUUUUACCCCUCUCCCCACUGUAAACCACCGCCGUACAUCCAGCUGGCCACCACUUCCGUACAUUACAAAUCUUACGCCUUCAAUCUUUACUGGGAUUAUUGUCGGGUUUCUUCAAGGGUUUUUGCAGAUUGCAUUCAAGGUUUCAAGUGGGUUCAUGUUUUGUAUGAGUGUGUGAAUUAGUGUGUGUUCAAUGGAUACCCAUGGAAGACUGAUUGCUGGUUCACACAACAGAAAUGAGUUUAUUCUAAUCAAUGCAGAUGAAGUUGGAAGGGUUACUUCUGUGAAAGAAUUAAGUGGCCAAAUAUGUCAAAUUUGCGGAGACGAAAUCGAAAUAACGACGGAUGGGGAGCCGUUUGUGGCUUGCAAUGAAUGUGCAUUGCCGGUUUGUAGAACUUGCUACGAGUAUGAAAGAAGGGAGGGUAAUCAAGCUUGCCCUCGGUGCAAAACAAGAUACAAAAGGAUCAAAGGGAGUCCAAGAGUUGAUGGUGAUGAAGAAGAAGAUGAGUUUGAUGAUUUGGUUAAUGAAUUUGAUCUCAGGAGAGACCCUCAUCAUAGUUUUUAUGAGCAUUCUUCGCGCCUGAAUUUUGCUACUCAUAAAUCCUGUAUUUCCGGUUUUGCCACUCCGUAUGAGGUGGAUGCAGCCGGUCCUAGCCACGACGUCCCCCUUCUUACUUAUGGUGAAGAGGAUGAUGACAGCCAUGCUUUAAUCAUCCCACCAUUCAUGGAUCCGUCGAAACGAGUCCAUCCUAUGCAGUGUUUUGAUACCAGUUCAUCAAUAUCUUUGCCCCCUAGGCCAAUGGACCCGAAGAAAGAUUUAGCGGUUUAUGGGUAUGGAACGGUUGCAUGGAAGUAUAGAAUGGAGGAAUGGAGGAGAAGACAGGCCGAUAAACUUGAGAUUAUUAAUCACCAGGGGAGUGGUGGAGAUCCAGAUGAUGCUGAUUUACCCAAGAUGGAUGAGGGGAGGCAACCACUGUCACGGAAGAUACCGAUUCCCUCAAGCAAGAUAAGUCCGUAUAGAAUGGUGAUAAUGUUGCGUAUGGUGAUACUUGGUCUCUUCUUUCAUUAUAGAAUACUUCAUCCCGUAAAUGAUGCAUUUGGUUUGUGGCUCACAUCAGUUAUCUGUGAGAUAUGGUUUGCCGUUUCGUGGGUCUUAGAUCAAUUCCCAAAAUGGUUUCCUAUCGAGCGUGAAACAUACUUGGAUCGUUUAUCAUUAAGAUAUGAGAAAGAUGGGAAGGCUUGUGAGCUAGCCCCUAUAGAUGUGUUUGUGAGCACAGUGGAUCCCUUAAAAGAACCACCACUCAUUACUGCAAACACGGUGCUAUCCAUCUUGGCCGUAGAUUAUCCCGUGGAUAAAGUUGCUUGUUAUGUCUCUGAUGAUGGUGCCGCCAUGCUUACAUUCGAAGCACUUUCAGAAACAUCCGAGUUUGCAAGGAAGUGGGUCCCAUUUUGCAAGAAGUUUAAUAUAGAGCCACGUGCUCCCGAGUGGUAUUUUGCUCAAAAGGUUGAUUAUCUUAAAGAUAAAGUACAUCCGGCGUUUGUCCGCGAACGCCGCGCUAUGAAGAGGGAUUAUGAGGAGUUUAAGAUACGGAUUAACGGGCUUGUGUCCAUGGCCCAAAAGGUUCCAGAGGACGGAUGGACAAUGCAAGAUGGUACUCCAUGGCCCGGAAACAAUGUUAGGGAUCAUCCUGGAAUGAUCCAAGUUUUUCUAGGAAAUAAUGGGGUUCAAGACGUCGAAGGAAACGAAUUACCGCGUCUUGUUUAUGUUUCUAGAGAGAAAAGGCCCGGAUUUGACCACCACAAGAAAGCCGGUGCCAUGAAUGCUUUGAUCCGAGUGUCGGCGGUUAUUACAAAUGCACCAUACAUGCUCAAUGUAGAUUGCGAUCACUAUAUAAACAAUAGUAAAGCUCUCAGGGAGGCUAUGUGCUUCAUGAUGGACCCUAUAUGUGGAAAGAAAAUUUGUUAUGUUCAAUUUCCCCAACGAUUUGAUGGGAUCGAUCGUCAUGAUAGAUACUCAAAUCGCAACGUUGUCUUCUUUGAUAUUAACAUGAAGGGACUGGAUGGAAUCCAAGGACCGAUAUAUGUUGGAACCGGAUGUGUUUUCAGGAGACAAGCAUUGUAUGGAUUCGACGCACCAACUAAAAAGAAACCGCCUGGAAAAACCUGCAACUGUUUGCCAAAAUGGUGUUUGUGUUGUUUCUCAUCAAGAAAUAAAAAGAAAAGCAAUGAGAACUCAAAGAAAAUAAUGAAAAAGAUGAAGAAAAUGAUGGAAUCUUCAACUCGAAUACACGCGUUGGAGAAUAUUGAAAAGGGAACUGAAGGAUCUGAUAGUGAAAAAUUGUCACUUGUGUCUCAAAUAAAGUCGGAAAAUUCAUCUAUCAUCAUGACUCAGAUAAAAUUUGAAAAGAAACUCGGGCAAUCUCCCGUGUUUGUCGCUUCAACAUUUUUAGAAGAAGGUGGUGUUUUGCCAGGAGCAUCAUCUGCAUCACUCUUGAAAGAAGCCAUUCAUGUCAUAAGUUGCGGUUAUGAAGAUAAAACCGAAUGGGGAAAAGAGGUUGGAUGGAUUUAUGGUUCCGUUACGGAGGAUAUCUUGACAGGGUUCAAGAUGCAUUGUCAUGGUUGGCGGUCGGUUUAUUGCAUUCCGAAGAGGCCUGCCUUCAAGGGUUCGGCUCCAAUUAAUCUUUCGGAUCGUCUUCACCAAGUUCUUAGGUGGGCCUUGGGGUCGGUUGAAAUCUUGUUAAGCAGGCAUUGUCCAAUUUGGUACGGUUAUGGGUGCGGUUUAAAGCCUUUGGAGAGACUGUCAUACAUAAAUUCUGUGGUUUAUCCGUUAACCUCCCUUCCAUUGGUUGCUUACUGCACACUUCCCGCCGUUUGUCUCCUUACCGGGAAAUUUAUCGUUCCUGAGAUAAGCAACUAUGCUAGCAUUAUAUUCAUGCUCAUGUUUCUAUCAAUUGCGGUCACAAGUAUUUUAGAAAUACAAUGGGGUGGUGUCGGGAUCGACGACUUUUGGAGAAACGAGCAAUUUUGGGUCAUAGGUGGUGUCUCGUCUCAUCUUUUCGCUCUAUUUCAAGGUCUACUAAAAGUGUUGGCUGGAGUGGACACAAAUUUCACGGUUACCUCUAAAGGAGGUGAUGACGGGGAAUUUUCGGAGCUCUAUGUUUUCAAAUGGACCACGCUUUUGGUCCCGCCAUUGACAUUACUAUUCUUAAACAUUGCGGGUGUGGUUGUUGGGAUCUCGGAUGCAAUUAGCAACGGGUACGAGUCGUGGGGCCCACUUUUCGGGAAACUAUUCUUUGCUAUAUGGGUGAUUCUUCAUCUGUAUCCUUUCCUCAAGGGUAUGAUGGGAAAACAAAAGAAUGUUCCGUCGAUAAUAGUUGUUUGGUCGAUCCUUUUAGCUUCGAUCCUCACGCUUUUGUGGGUGCGGGUCAACCCGUUUGUAAGUAAAGACGGGAUCGUGUUGGAAGUAUGUGGGUUGGACUGUGAUUAAGUAUGCAGGUAUGAAGUAGUAGUAUAGAAUGACAGGAAGAUGUUGGGUAGGGUUUGUAGAUAGAAAUAGGCAGGGCAGGAGUAAGUUUGUGGUAGAUUUGAGGCUUUGACUUUGAUUUUUAAUUUUGACUUUAAUGAUUUUGACUUUGGGGGUUGGACCUGUAACUCAAAUCAAUUGACAUCCAUUUGAAACAAUUGGAUUUUUGGUUAUGUUUUA